AUGGACUCAAACAUUACUGUCAAGCAGGUCCAGAAAUUGAAGACUGUGGAUCAGGUCAUUUACUCGUUGGGUCUUGUUUUCCAGGAGUGCCAGGCUUCUCUGGGAACCCACAAGCGUUUGCUGGCAGUUCUUCAAGCUCUUCUUGCAAAAUCUCUCACCUUAGAUGCUCUGGAGAACUUCAGUGAAGCAUUCUGUGACAUCAUCAACAGGGCUUUACCCGUGAAGAAAGGUCAGACAGCUGUUGAUCGGAUUUUCAGACUGAUUGGUUCGUUUGUGGAGGCCAUUGAAAAGGAUUCACAAGACGAAAUGGACCAGGACGAUGAGAAGGCUGAUCCUGUUGCUGUAUUGACCGAUACCAUGAUUCGCCAUCUUCUUCAGGGAACAAGUGCAAAAGACAAAGUGGUUCGUUUCAGAGUUUUCCAGCUGAUAUCUAUCAUAGUUCACCACAUGUCUUCCAUCAACAACGAGCUCUACGAGUUAUUGACCGAGCACGCUAGUUCGAGACUGAGAGACCGCGAAGCUACCGUCAGAAUACAAGCUGUUUCAUGUAUGGCAAUGUUUCAGGGAUCUGUUGACGAGGAAGACGAGAACGAGUCACUUGUAGACCCAUCCAAACUGAUACUGGAGUCUAUGGAAAAUGAUCCCAGCCCAGAAGUGAGAAGGAUAGCUUUGAUGCAUAUUCAGAAGACGGAGCAAUUGAAGUCACGAAUCAUCAUGAGGGCCAGGGACGAAAACCAGGCAGUGAGGAAGUUCUUCUAUACAACUGUGGUGAAGCAGCUUUUACAACAGGUAAAACUAGAUGCUGAAACCAGAAAUGAUAUACUUUCGUGGGGUCUAAAUGAUCGUGAAGAAUCAGUUAGACUGGCCGCUGAAAAGCUGUUUUGCUAUGAUUGGCUGGAAAGCGUGAACGGAAAUGUUAUGGAACUUCUGGAGAGACUUCAUGUGACUACCAGUUCCGUGGCUGAAACUGCAAUCAAAUGCUUUCUUAGUAACAGAGCAGACAUCGUCAUCAAAAUUGAUUUCUCUGAGCAAUUCUGGCAAAACCUGACUCCCGAGACUGCCCUAUUCAGCAAAGUCUACUACGAUUAUUGCACCGAAAAGAACAUGGAAGAGUCAAUAGACAAAAACUUUCCCGAGGCGGUUGAACUAGCGAAAUUGCUACAGAAAUACAUGAAUCUGAGACUUGACAAUCAGAAGUUGAUCGAAGGUCGCGAGGCUGAUCCUGGUGAAGGAGUAAGCGACAUCCCAAUGGAUGCUAACGAGGUAGACUAUGUGAUAGAGCAGCUGCUGAAGUUGGCUAUAAACUAUGACCUAUCAGACGAAGUUGGUAGACGUGAGAUCUUGCAGGUAUUACGGUUGUCAUUGAGCGAGCAUAUGCUGACCGAUAAUCAGGUGGAGUCGUUGAUCCAGGUGAUCAAGAAGAUCUCCAUUAAUGAGAGAGACUUUUGUCAGAUGCUUGUCGAAAUCGUGGCUGAUAUCAGAGAUUCCCAUCUUGAAGACGAUGACUUUGAUGCCACAUUCCAUUCUGCCGUUUCUGAAAUGCCUAAUCGCUCGUUGGAGAAACAAGACGAAGAGGAUGUUCCUAGUCAGCAGUCAAAGCAGCCCAUACUCGCUGAUCCACGUCAGACUGCUGUUGAAUCCUUGAAAGAGGUUCCUACUGAAGCAGUCAAAUACAUCUUGAUAAUUAUCAAGUGCAUGUUAGGCUCUCUGGAAAAAGAGGAGGACCGUAUUUCCUUGAACUCGCUCAUGGCUACAGUGGUGGAACCAUUCUUCGAGAGCGAAGAUGAGAAGGUUGCGGAAUUGGCUCUUUACUGCAUUGGUCUCCGGGCCGUUUUGAACGAGGAAUACGCAAUCAAAGCAGCAUUUUACGAUUCGGUCGCAAUCUCACAUCGCCACCUAGAGAUGAGAGCUAUUGCCUUGAAAAGCUUAACUGAUAUCAUUGCUGUCCACGGUACUUCGUCCAUUGUUCUCCAACCCGGUGAAGUCCCACAAACGGACUCCAUGAAGGUUAUCACGGAGGUGUCACUCGCAAGAACGUAUUAUCGUACUUUAAGAGAUGAUACAAAGCCAGAACUACAAGCAAUCGCAGGAGAAUCUAUUUUCAAGUUGUUCCUGGCAGACGUGCUCACUGAUGAUGAAUUGUUCGAGACUACGUUGUUGGCUUGGUAUAAUCCAACAGUGAACGCCAACGAGACACUCAAGCAGUGUCUAGCCUUCUGCAUACCCACAUAUUCGUAUUCGCAUCUCAACCAUCAACAGAGGAUGUGUCGAGUGGCUGGAGAUGCCAUCAGAAGAACAUUUUUGAAUUGGGAGGAAAACAAAGACGGAAUCAAACCCACCACAGAUGUCACCACUGUGCUGCACCAGUUUACGGCAUGGACUGAUCCCUCAAGGGUAGUCAAUAUCUCCAAGCCCGACCUGGAAUCCAGCACUAACCACAUCUUGUACGUCACCAAUGUGCUCAAAGCGGUAUGCUCAGAAGAGAGACUAUACACUAACCAGAAGUAUUUGGUUCCCACGUUGACAGCUCUGUCAAAAAUCUACAUUGGCAAGUCGGUUGUUCAAAAUAGACUAGUGGACCUUCUGAGAGCAGUGGAGAUGAUGGAGAGCGAGUUCUUGGAAGGAACUAAGGCGUAUACGAAACCUGCCAAAACAGCAGUGAGUGUUUUUGUAUCCAGACUGCAGGCUCUCAUUGGCGAGGAAGCCUUGAAUGCAAAAGACGAUGCCGACGAAGACGAGGAAAGCGACCCAGGGUCAUUUGACCUGGAGGCAGAAGCACAAUCAGAGCAGGAUUCUAAUACUAGUGUGGAGAAAGAAGAUAUUGCAGAGUCAGGAGAAGAAGAGGGGGAAUUGGAAGAUGAGGAAUCUCGGGAUUAG
Molecule: messenger RNA, 2877 nt
Organism: Kuraishia capsulata CBS 1993
Lineage: Eukaryota; Fungi; Ascomycota; Pichiomycetes; Pichiales; Pichiaceae
Exons: 1
Coding region: 1-2877 (958 amino acids)
Biological process (GO): mitotic chromosome condensation
Cellular component (GO): condensed chromosome; condensin complex
Source: RefSeq, a predicted model, not a curated record